Molecule: messenger RNA, 754 nt
Organism: Gallus gallus (chicken)
Lineage: Eukaryota; Metazoa; Chordata; Aves; Galliformes; Phasianidae
Gene: RIDA
Product: reactive intermediate imine deaminase A homolog
Exons: 7
Coding region: 25-444 (139 amino acids)
Cellular component (GO): cytosol
Molecular function (GO): deaminase activity
Source: RefSeq, a predicted model, not a curated record
GGGAGGUGGAGUGUGAUUGUCGUUAUGGCUUCUGUGGUAAGGAAAAUCAUCAGCACUGCUAAGGCUCCUGCGCCACUGGGUGCCUACAGCCAAGCAGUGCUUGUAGACCGGACCAUGUACAUUGCAGGACAGAUAGGUAUAGAACCUUCCAAUGGGCAGCUUGUCUCUGGAGGUAUAAAGGAAGAAACUAAGCAGGCGUUUAAAAAUUUGGGAGAAAUCCUGAAAGCUGCAGGCUGUGACUAUAGCAAUGUUGUGAAGACCACAGUUUUUCUGGCAGACAUUAAGGACUUCAAUGAUAUGAAUGAAAUUUAUGGACAAUUUUUCAAAUCAAACUGCCCAUCCAGAGUAUCCUUUCAGGUUGCUGCUUUGCCAAAAGGUGCCCGGGUUGAGAUUGAAGCUAUUGCCAUUCAAGGACCCAUCCAGAAUGUUCCAGCUUCUCUAUAAGUGAAGACUGAAUGUCCUACACUAGCCUUACCUGGAGAGAAUGGUUUAGUGCUGCGACUCGAUUGCUAAUCAGGGUGGAUAUUCAUUUCAGAAAGAAGAAAGUGAUGCUUCUCCAAAAUCACAUCCUCGUAGUUACAAAUCAGCUGCAAAUGGAUCUCUACCUGCAACAUUUUUCAUAGUCUUUUUCAUAGCCAUUCGACUUUGACUAUAUUGUGAUUGGGUGGGGAAGGGGAGGGGGAAGACAUUCCAAUUGUAUGAGAGGGGGAAAAACCUGUUUAAUGAGAAUAAAUAAUAGUUGCAUGUUUAAAAA